Molecule: messenger RNA, 4822 nt
Organism: Misgurnus anguillicaudatus (oriental weatherfish)
Lineage: Eukaryota; Metazoa; Chordata; Actinopteri; Cypriniformes; Cobitidae
Gene: sema3ab
Product: sema domain, immunoglobulin domain (Ig), short basic domain, secreted, (semaphorin) 3Ab
Biological process (GO): negative chemotaxis; motor neuron axon guidance; semaphorin-plexin signaling pathway
Cellular component (GO): glutamatergic synapse; axon; plasma membrane
Molecular function (GO): neuropilin binding; semaphorin receptor binding; chemorepellent activity
Source: RefSeq, a predicted model, not a curated record
UGUGCGUGUGCUGAGCUUUGCAGAGAGAGAGAGAGAGAGAGAGAGAGAGAGAAAGCGCUCUAGCGAGUUUCAGUUUAGUUUGCUCUUACGUUACUCUCAGUUGUGUUACUAUUUUAAACAAUCACAGAGAAAAAGUGCAAAAGGACAUACAAAGCCAUACGCAUUGGAAAACACAUUUUUAAGUGAGAGACAUUGGAUGCGUGGAGGGACAGUGGUGUGGACACUCAUGAUCAUCUCCUGAGGCUGUGACUGCUUCACCAGGAGAGAUGUGAUCGUUGUACGGUUCACACACAUUGACUAACCCAACACACAAACACACCUGCUCCCUCCUCAGGUGGCGUUCAGGAGGACUGGAUUGCUGAAACUGCCCGUGUUUUGUGGAAGCCGUGGGACUGCACGCAGCCGGCAGAUAUGGAGUACCUGUGGGGGUUUGUAACGUUGCUGUGGGCUCUCAGCACACCGGAGAGAGGAGCCGACGCUCAGAGGAGCAAGAACAACGUUCCCCGUCUAAAACUCUCGUAUAAAGAAAUGUUGGAGUCGAACAACUUGCUGACUUUCAACGGAUUGUCCAAUAGUUCAGCCUAUCACACGUUAUUAUUGGAUGAGGAAAGAGGACGGCUUUUUGUGGGGGCAAAAGAUCACGUCCUGUCCUUCGACUUGAUUGACAUUAGCAUGGACCAACAACUAAUAGCUUGGCCACCAUCAACUUCUCGACGAGAUGAAUGCAAGUGGGCUGGUAAGGACGUCCAGAAGGAAUGUUCUAACUACAUAAAGGUUCUGCAGCCGUUUAAUCAGACGCAUUUGUAUGCAUGUGGAACAGGAGCUUUUCAUCCCACCUGUACUUAUGUAGAAGUUGGAAAACGCCCAGAGGACAAUGUUUUUCGGCUAGGAUCCUUUGAGAAUGGGCGUGGAAAAAGCCCCUACGACCCCAAACUCCUGACUGCCUCCCUACUGAUAGAUGGGGAAUUGUAUGCCGGGACAUCAGCUGAUUUCAUGGGCCGGGACUUUGCCAUUUUCCGAACUUUGGGCAAGCACCAUCCUAUCAGAACAGAACAGCAUGAUUCCAGGUGGCUCAACGAUCCCAGAUUUGUGAGCGUGCACCUCAUUCCGGAAAGCGACAAUCCGGAAGACGACAAGAUCUUUCUGUUUUUCAGAGAAAAUGCCAUCGAUGGGGAACAAAUCAGUAAAGCCACACAUGCCAGAAUUGGACAGCUAUGUAAGAAUGACUUUGGAGGCCACAGGAGUUUGGUGAACAAAUGGACCACGUUCCUGAAAGCCCGUUUAAUCUGCUCGGUUCCAGGCCUGAACGGCAUUGACACACAUUUUGAUGAAUUGCAGGAUGUUUUUCUCAUGAGCUCAAAGGAUCCCAAAAAUCCAAUUAUUUAUGCUGUGUUUACAACAUCCAGUAACAUCUUUAAAGGCUCCGCGGUGUGCAUGUACAGUAUGGCCGAUAUCAGGAGGGUGUUUCUCGGCCCCUAUGCACACAGAGAUGGACCCAACUACCAAUGGGUACCAUUUUUGGGUAGAGUACCAUACCCAAGACCUGGCACGUGCCCAAGUAAAACAUUUGAUGGCUUUGAGUCGACAAAGGACUUUCCUGAUGACGUUAUCACAUUUGCCAGGAGUCAUCCGGCCAUGUACAAUCCAGUCUUACCCAUUAACAACCGUCCAAUCAUAAUCAGAACGGAUGUGGAUUAUCAGUUUACUCAGAUUGUAGUGGACAGGGUGGAGGCAGAAGAUGGCCAGUAUGAUGUCAUGUUUAUUGGCACCGACAUGGGCACAGUUCUUAAGGUGGUGUCCAUACCCAGAGGAACCUGGCAUGAUCUUGAGGAAGUCCUGCUGGAGGAGAUGACUGUGUUCAGAGAACCAACCGCCAUCACAGCCAUGGAGCUCUCCACAAAGCAGCAACAGCUCUAUCUGGGAUCCUCUAUCGGGGUGUCUCAGAUGCCCCUGCAUCGCUGCGAUGUUUAUGGAAAGGCUUGUGCGGAGUGCUGCCUGGCACGUGAUCCAUAUUGCGCUUGGGACGGCUCGCAAUGUUCCAGAUACUUCCCUACUGCUAAGAGGAGAACGAGGCGUCAGGAUAUCAGGAACGGAGACCCUUUGACUCAAUGUUCAGAUCUACAGCAUCACGAUGAGGCAGAUGGGGAUCGAGGUUUGCAAGACAGGACGGUAUAUGGGGUUGAGAAUAGCAGUUCGUUUUUGGAGUGCAGUCCUAAAUCCCAGCGCGCUCUUAUCUACUGGCUGUUUCAGAGACACGGGGAGGACAGAAAACAAGAGAUCAAGUCAGAUGACAGGGUGUUGGGUACAGAACAGGGUCUGUUGAUCCGAACUCUACACCAGAAGGAUUCAGGUGUGUAUUACUGCCACGCCGUUGAGCACGGCUUCAUCCAGACUCUCCUCCGUCUCACCCUCCACGUAAUUCCCACCGACCACCUGGAUGAUCUUCUGCACCGAGACACACCAGACACAAACGAUCCGACCAAUGGCAAGAUGUGGUAUCGUGACUUUCUAUCCCUCAUCAACCCCACCACCCCGAACAGCGUCGAUCAACUCUGCGAACAGGUUUGGAAGAGAGAACGGAAACAGCGUAGGCAGAAAGCCAAUUUACUGCAUGCCAGUCAAUCGCAUGCCAGCCAGCUCCUCCAGUCUAGCCAAUCACACGCCAGUAAGUGGAAGUUACUACAGGAAAACAAGAAAGGACGCAACCGCAGGACCCACGAGAUGCAGCGGGCACCGCGGAGCGUGUGAUCACUUGCACGCCAAAUAAACAUUUUAAAACACAAACAAAGAGAUGGAAACGCCACAGACAGGAAGUGUGGCAUCUCACUCCUGGUGUGUGCAUGUGUAUGUGUGUUUUAGAGAGAGAGUUAUUUACGUACUUUAUAAACCUGAGCACACUUCAUUCACACCUACAGUAUGUAUUCUGACUCUAAGAGGAUGUGAUGGAGCUUAAGGCUUCAUUGGACGAUACUGGACUAUGUGUAAAUAUGACGCAAAAUGAAAAAAUAUACUGUGAAACGGGUUGCAGUUUGUAUAAAAGCCCUGUUUCAAAUGGUGAGGGACAAAAAUAAACACGGAGAAUACAGAAAGACCACUCUUUGCUGAAGCACAACCCCAGUGCAUUCUGGGUAAUGAAACUGUUAGUACUAUUAUGUGUAUAGAGUGUGUUGACCUUAACAUAUACUGUACUGUAUAUCUAUUUCAAAAUGGAAAGGUAGGCUCUGUUGUUAUCCAUUAAGUACAUCAAGUGUUUCUUUCAGGUCCUUUUCUGUCUUCCUUGUGUUUUCUAUUUUCAUCUGCUCCAGAAACAAAGCCUCAGCAAAUCUAUUAAUGGAAAUGUGUUCCUCUAAAUAAGCUCUUUUAGGAAAAAGAAAACACGAUUUAUUCCUGCUAUUUUUUUAGAUCAAUAUUUAAUUUUGUACUGUUCCAGAGUAUAUCUAAAAUAUUGCAUUAUAGAUUUAUUUUAUUAUUAGUUUUCCUCAUUUUAAACCACUGCAUUGAGGGUACAUAAACUCUCUUCACUAACCCUUUUUCCUCAGUUAAGUUAUUAUUUGUUGACAUGAUUUAAUCUAUGUUCAAACCAAUGUUUAUAUAAACCACUGUGGUCAAGUAUGUGAAAUACAGUGGCUUUAAUUUGAGGGAUAAUGUCACUAUGUUGCUUUUUAUCACGUUUUGAGUAUACAUUUUGCAAGACCAAGGCAGACUUUAUCACAUCUGUGAAGUCUUUUUCAGCUAAAACUUUAUUUAGCAUGACUUGCAUAUCUGCUACAGAGGAGAUAUAGAUUAUAGAGAUUAGAGUUUCAUUGGCUGCGGUAAAUAGUAAAAUAGUUUUGUUUUAUAAGCGAUGCCUACUGUAUGCCAAGAUAUCCAUUUAAAGUCAACAUGAAAGACAUGCAACCCGUCUGAUGUAUUCUCGAGUAAACUGGAUAUUCAGCAAGAUAAACAAAAAUGUAGAUUUGAUUUUAUCCUUUGGGAAUUGGUUGGAUUGUGAACAGUGAGUGAAGAUCAAAGAAGGACAACACUGCCACCUACUGGUUAAAAAGACUGUGGCGUUAUAUCUGGAAUAUUGUGUAUUGAUAAAUCAUGCACAACAGGACCAGGGACAUAAAAAGGGUCAUUUUGGACAUUAAAUGUGAGGAAAAGGGAGGACAAAUUUAUUGUAUUAUAUAAUAGCCUGAGUAUGCCCCUAUGUGUGGUUAUGUUAAGUUAAAGAAAGAACUGCUGCGUGACACAAAACCGGUAUGGUCUCCAUACAACAUUUCCCGUUUUUCAUUGCACAUACAAGCACACACAUCAGAAUGUAGAUGUGAACAUAUAGACUAUUUAUAAUAAAAUGGUCCAAAAUAUAUGCCACUGUGUACAAACUGCAUGUACAUUUACAGCAUCACUCAUUUGCAUACUUGUUUACAGUCUGUUCUUGUUAAUGAGCAAAUCUGUCUGCCAUUGAAUUCCAGGCGGUGCUCAAGAAUAUUCUGCUAUGGUGUUGUUGACUUACAUCUUCUGCCCAAUGGACUCUUUUGACUUUGUAGCUAAAUUUAAGUAUACCCAUCAAAAAUUCACUUUUGAAUGGACUUCACACAGAGGAUUUCCAGUGCUGAACCGAACUGUACUGUAUGUGGUUAUCAUUCUGUCUGGAUGGACCUAAGUAAGCUAUCAUCUAAAAAAAACAACACCUGCAUUACUCAGACUUUCAUAUGGACUCUCCUGAAAACAAAAAUGAGGGACAAAUAAGGACAUGACAUGAUAAUGCUGCUGUAAAUUGUUCAUUAUUGGCAUGCAUUCUGCUGUUCAAAUAAAUGUGUCUUCUAAAGAUCCUGUUUAA